ACUGCUCGUUCAGAUGACGGGAGUGGGUAGUAUAGAGCAGCACUGCACCGCCGCCGCCGUCGUCCGCUGCGCUCCUCUUCUCGCUAUAUUGUUUGUACAUAGAAGACAGCUGCAGUCUCUCAGCUCUCUGCGCCUCCUGCUGUCCUCUCGCUUCGGAGAGGCGGCGGUGCUGAGAGAAUAAAAUAAAGAAAAUAAAGAACAACCCGUGCGAGAGCGACGACUCUGCUCGUGACCCGGAGAUGCUGCUGUUCCACAGAAGGUGCGGCGAUCGCGUGAGCCUCGUCAAUGGCCAGUGCACCGCCGUCCGGGAUGUCACCGAGUUCAACUUCGGCUUGGUCUUCAGUGCCGAGCCGCUUAGGAACGACGAGGUGUUCCAGGUUCGGAUUGACAAGAAGAUAAUGAUAUGGAGCGGCAGUAUAGAAAUCGGAGUGACGGCUUGUGAUCCUGACAACACCAAUUUACCAGCAUCGGCUACUAGCUUACGCCAUGGUUCCUGGAUUAUGACAGGAUCCAGUAUUGUAUACGAUGGUGAACCCAUUUUAGAGUUAUACGGUACUGAUUUAAGUACGUUAGAUGAAGGAAAUACUCUUGGAGUAUGUCGGACAUCAAAGGGAGAACUAGUUUUUUAUGUCAAUGGAUCGCCACAAGGUAUAGCAGCAACAAAUAUACCAUCUCGAGUAUAUGCAGUGAUAAAUAUGUAUGGGAACUGCAUUCAAGUUACAACAGUACAACCACCCUCUGGGUCAGUCUCAAAUUGUAGCAAUGGUGAAGCGACAAGCCAUCAGAUAGAAAUCAAUAAUGAUUACACUAUGGAUGAGGCUUCCAGUUCUUCGACCACAAACUUAGUGGCCAACCUUAAUGUCAAUCUAAAUGUUUUACCAAAAAACCCAAGCCUUGCAGCCAUAAGAGAGGAUAGAUUAAGGUUUCACGAAAGAGUGGGCUCUCUGGUUAAAUUGUCAAAUAAUGCUCGCACAGCAGAAAGACGAAGGCCACUGGAUGAAUUUAAUAAUGGAGUGGUUAUGACGCACAGGUCUCUACGGGAUAAUGAAUUGUUUGAAAUUCGGAUAGAUAGACUAGUUGACAAAUGGUCUGGUAGUAUAGAAGUUGGUGUAACUACACACAGUCCAACUGCGUUGGAGUUUCCAGCAACAAUGACGAAUAUGCGUUCCGGCACAACCAUGAUGUCUGGUUGUGGUAUUUUGACAAAUGGUAAAGGCACGCAGCGCGAGUACGGUGAAUUUAAUUUGGAUGAACUUCGAGAAGGUGACAGGGUAGGCAUGAUGCGAAAAAGCAACAGCAAUCUUCAUUACUUUAUAAACGGCCUCGAUCAAGGUGUGGCUGCCAAAGUUCCUAAUACGAUUUGGGGCGUCAUAGAUUUAUACGGGAUGACAGUUAAAGUCACGAUCGUUGAUCGCGAUGAAAGAGAGGAACAGAAUUUAGUUACCAGGAGAAAUACUUUACAAUUACAGGGAAUCAAUGGUCAGUAUAUAUUUUUUUUUAUUUUAAAGAAAAACGUUUAUAUUCAGUUCUAUAAAGAUUUUAUUAUUACAGAAGGAGGAGAAACGGAAGAACCUUUAGAUAGAUUAAUGUUCCAUCCAUGCUGCGGCACUCGAGCGGAUGUAAUUAAUAACGGACGCACAGCCCACAGACCUAAUGCUAUAGACGAUUUUAAUAACGGUGUUGUACUGACGUCGAGGCCUCUGAGACCUAAUGAGUUGUUUGAAGUGAGACUGGACAAGAUAGUCACCAAGUGGGCAGGUUCCAUUGAAAUCGGAGUCACCACACACUCACCUACAGAGCUUGAGUUUCCCUUUACCAUGACGAAUGUCAGAUCGGGCACGUGGAUGAUGACGGGCAACGGUGUUAUGCACAAUGGUACUACUAUGAUCGAUCAGUAUGGUCAGAACUUGGACAGGCUACAAGUAGGCGAUCGAGUAGGCGUCAUGCGAAAGGAUAACUCAACACUGCACUUCUACGUUAAUGGCUCGGAUCAAGGAGCUGCUGCUAGUGGUGUACCUGAAAGAGUUUAUGGAGUUAUCGAUUUGUACGGACAGGCGGCCCAGGCUACUAUUGUGGACAACUCAGACUUCUGCAGUCCGACGACCAUCAAUUCUAGUCUUAGCAAUACUACUCUUUACUGCGAUCUGCGUUUUCACCAUGUGCAUGGCAAAAACGCACGGAUCACGAACAACGGCCUGACAGCAUCACGACCGCGAGCUCUCGGUGAGUUUAACGAUGCAAUUGUGGUGGCCAAUCGAGCUUUACGAGACGGUGAGAUGUUUGAGGUAUCCAUUGAUAAGAUGGUUGAUCGCUGGUCAGGUGCUAUUGAAGCCGGUGUUACUGCCAUAAGACCUGAUGAGUUAGAGUUUCCUUCGACGAUGACGGACAUAGAUCAUGACACUUGGAUGUUGUCGGGCUCUACGGUGAUGCGUGAUGGCGUAGCUCUUAGAAACAAUUACUCCUGUGACCUGGACAAACUUGCCGAGGGUAAUCGAAUCGGUAUGAUGAGGUGCGCAGAUGCUAGUCUGCAUUACUACCUUGAUGGAGUUGAUCAAGGAGCAGCUUGUACAGGACUGCCGGCUCAUGUGUAUCCAGUGAUAGAUCUCUAUGGACAAUGCGCUCAAGUAACCAUAGUCAUACCAGAGCGUCGUGAUAUGACACUUCAGCAGUACCUGCCAUCAGAAAACAGCACAACGAGUCAACAGCCGACCUCGGUCGUUCAGGCUCUUGCCCAGACAGAAAUAACACACAAAUUCCAUGAGUCGGUGGGUCUUAAUAUCCAACUGGACACUGGUCGCACGGUGGCGACACGCUGUCGAGAGUACAGUAAUGCAGUCCUGCUUAGCGAAACAGCUUUAGAAAAUAAUGAGAUAUUUGAGAUCAGCAUUCAGGAGGUGGCGAGGGAAUGGAGUGGAUCUUUGAGGAUAGGAUUGAUCAGUAAUGAAAGUGGCAGUUGGUUAUCUUCUAUGAAUCUCGUACAGGGAAUGACUUCUAUUCCUGCAGAUGCCUGGUACCUCACGGGUAAUCAAGUGCGGCACAAAGGUCAAUGUUUAUGCUGGAAUUACUGCCCAAGCUUGGACUGGCUGCGGGUGGGCGACAAGAUUGGCCUAAAGCGCACUAAUGAGGGCAACCUCAAGUUUUACGUGAAUCGCGAAGACAUGGGUGUCGCGGCUUCCAAUGUACCUGAGAUGUGUUAUGCAGCUGUCGAACUUUUCGGCAGCACAGUGGCGGUUUGCAUCACGAGCACAAAACAGCAAAACACGGCUAUUUCACCAAACGCUAGCCUAAGAUUGCAGGAUUCAUUAGAGCUAUUGCUAGAUCCUAUGCCACCUGGUAUCAGAAAUGAAGUCGGCAUGGAUACGUCGAUAGAUACUUGCGGUGAAGGUAAACAGGUCAAUGAGAUAGUCACAACACCAACCCAAUUGACGGUAGCGUCGAUUGGGGAAACCGACUGGUCCUACGAGUUUCACGAGAAUCACGGUAGAAACGUACAAUUAGAGAAAAAGACUGUGGCUAGAAGGGUAGCAAGUUACAAUCAAGGAGUCGUAAUGUCCAAUAAGCCUCUUAUAAAAAAUAAGCUCUUCCAAGUUAAAAUCGAUAAAAUUAACGAGCGAUGGGUAUCAGGAAUGUUGUGUGGAGUAUCGUGCGUUUCGCCUGAAAAAGUAACUUUCCCGGUGACGGCUCUUGGCUUGAAAAAACAUUCCUGGAUUAUUUGCGGCGACUGGAUAUCACACAACGGAACUAAGGUGCGAUCUUCUUAUGGUGCAAAUCUAGAGUCUCUACGUGUUGGUUCAACAGUUGGUCUCUUGCUCGACGAGGAUUCCCGAUUACACCUUUAUAUCGACGGUUUGGAUCAAGGAGUCGCCGCUUCGGAUCUACCGUCAUAUGUCUACGCGGUGAUCGACCUAUAUGGCCAGUGCGAGCAGGUCUCUAUAAUUGGUCCGUCCGCUGAGGCGAUGAUUUUGCCUCUGCUCAACGAAAACGAGAUGUUGAACAACGACACGAACAAUGCUACCGCUUCGGCCAUGGAAAGGUUGGCUCUAGAAACAGAUGACGUCGAGAAUUCAAGAGAAAAGGCUGAUCUAGAGUGUCAUGAGAAAGAAAGUGGAGCUGCGAUGCUCGUUGAUGAGAUGAAGGAUGGUUCAGUUGAGAUGAGUGUUCAGGAUGAAGGCGGAUGUAGCCGUACUGACGAUCAGGUUGACGAGAUGGAAAGCUUGACUGACGCAACGGCUAAGGAUAAUGAUCUAGCGAGCCGGAACUCGCAAUCUAGUAACAAAGAAUUAAAACAAGUGCCAGCUUCAUCGACGAUGUCAAGUAGUCUGCAAUCGGAUGCAAACUGCUCGGAACAUUGUUCGGACGCCGUAUCCACUUCGGAAACAACUAGCAACAUUCCUGACAACAACACGUACGCUGAUAAAGAUGUAAUUCCUCCACCCCUCCAUUACAACAACGUUACGGCUGUAGUCCCUACUGGUUCAAUGGAAGACAACUGCGAGGGUAAUAGCAGCGAUAUCGAAUCUAUCGCUGAUAACAACGAUUCUUGCACAAAUGUUGAACUAAAUAAUGCAACCAACAUUAACAUCAAGAAUGGCUCAGUUAUAAAUUCUACCAACAUGACUAAUUUGAAUACUGCGAUUAGUGGAAGCAACGCUAACAAUGCCAUCAAUGAAAGCAUUGCAUCAAACAGCUCGCAGAAUAAUAAUAAUGCAACAACGACGCCGAGCUUAAAUAUCAGGACCUGGCACUCAAAUCAUUGUGCGCCUAGUGCACCGCAAGAGCUUGUGCUGAAUCUUCAUCGGCAUUCUUUGCAAGGAUUUCAAAUCAGCAACAACUGUUUUUCAAACAACAUUCUGACUACGGCUGCUCAGCAGACAAUCUCUACGCAUGCCUCGAUGCCGUCCACGCCACUGGCGACGAGCAAUCAUAUAACGCCGCCGCCAUCCAAGAAGUGCGAAUACUUGAAGGCCUGCGUCCGGCUGAAAAAGUCUCUUGUGCUACCCGACGAGUUCUUCUCGCUCGAUGAAAUUCUCUGCUACUGUAGUUCUUGUUUCAAAAUAGAUGGGGAUUCGGUUAUUUGUAAAAAAGGCGAACCACUUGCUGAAUUUGCUAUCCCUGUCGGUUGGGUAAGAUUCCCUCUUAAGCACAACAUCAACGCUAACCAAAUACCACAAAGCACGACGGACAAGUGGCACGUAGCUUUCUACGGAACGAGAAUUGGCACUGUCAGAUGGAUUCUUGAUAGAGGCGAAUUGUUGACAAAAGAACAGCUGGACACUGACUCGUUAACAACCGGUACUAGUACCGAAGAUCAAAAUCCUCAAGUUGUAUUUUCUCCAAAUAUUAAGUGCGCUAGUUCUGAGGAAUUUACAAAGCAAUACUCAUACAUCGAUACCCAAUUAAACAAGAAAGUCAACGCAUCGACGGCCUUCCAAUUGCUGGUGAGGCCCGGCUCGUAUACGACUUCCAGCAAGAAGGACGGACUGGACUCGCAGCUGGAGUGCAUCGAGUGGGCUACCAAAGAAACGGGCGCUACCGUUAUCAUAGCCCUGUUGAUUCAUCUUGAUGGCUUUUAAAGCGUUGUUUGGGCUUUAAAUCGUAGCAUAGUUCGCGUUAACGUAGAGAUUAAACAAGUUCGCGCAUGUAUAGUAACGUAGUCACGACUCCCUCACCUCUGUUUUCUAGACGAGAAAUUACAUGCGUGUAAAAGAUUUAUACGUUCGCUUGAAAGUAAGAGAUUUCUUUUAUUCCUUGUGAAAAAGAGCACGUACUUUUUAUUCAAAGAAUAAGUUUAGUGAGCUUUUAAUGUAUCACGGAGAUUUUAGAAGAACAUGAAAAAUUAUCUUAUUGAGCACGGAGUUUUGAUCGCGUCAUACUUGCGCCUAUUGAAAAUACUCGUGACUUGAAGACUACUUGUCGCAAGUAUUUUCGACGAUGCAGCGAGUACUUAAACGUAUCUUUUUAAACUCUACAACCAAUAAGUAUUAUUAUUAUUAUUGUUUACCUGCCCUUGUACCUAAGUCAUUCGAAUUUACCCGUUCGUUUACUUCGUUUCGUCUAUUUUAACUUUGAAUUUAUCGGAAUUGCGCUUAUAAAUAAAUAUAUUUAAACCAAUAUACAUUUUCUGUGAUACACCGUAAUUGCACUCGAAUAAGAGUUGCAUCGAUUAUUACGCAAUGUAAGAAACAGCGCAUUUGAUUUAAUUUUACUAUAUUUAUAAACACACGAAUUCAAUUGAUAGUUUAUAAAUAUACGGCAAAUCAUUGAGCGUUCAAAGAAAUAUAAUUGUUGAGCUUGUUCAAAGAAAAGAUUACAAAUUCGAAAAGAUGAAAUACCACGAACAAACACAGAGAUAAAUAUUUCUCUAUUUAUUUUUCCAAAGAGAAGUGUUUUUCUUGCGACGUACAACUAUUCUCGAGAGGAAAAAUGAUACAACAAAAUGAAAGAACGAUCUUCAUCGUUUUUGUUAUAUAAAUGUAUAUGUAUACGGCGUGUGAAAGACGGAGAGAGAGAGAGAGAGAGAGAGAGAGAGAGAGAGAGAGAGAGAGAGAGAGAGAGAGAGAGAGAGAGAGAGCGAGAGACAGAAGAACGCUGAAAGUUUAGCGAUACACGAAUUAUAUUGUAAAUCAUUGAAUGAAUGCGUACCCGCGUACACGGCAGUGUACGUCACGAAAGUAGAUUAAUUUUUACGAAAAUUAUGCGAUACUUGAACUAUUUGUUGUUAAAUCGCAUUGUGAAUGCAUAAAAUGUUCAGCAGCAGCUACAGCGGCACACCGAAGUUACUCCUGCGACAUUAUGGUCCGACAUCUUAUACCAAGAAUAACAAUAAACGCAAUAUUUUGAGUUAGCAAAAAGAUAAAAA
Messenger RNA from Nasonia vitripennis (jewel wasp), 6859 nucleotides. RefSeq names its product neuralized-like protein 4 (gene Neurl4). Bases 240 to 5573 code for a protein of 1777 amino acids. The transcript has 18 exons. Lineage: Eukaryota; Metazoa; Arthropoda; Insecta; Hymenoptera; Pteromalidae. Gene Ontology annotation, molecular function: ubiquitin protein ligase activity. The record is from RefSeq and is a predicted model, not a curated record.